AUGACGUCGCCCUACCAUACCUCGACAUCUUUCUCGCCGUCCGAUAUGGCCGCCGCGCCGAACAGAUCUGUUUCCGAUCUGCCACAAGCGCAAGUUGACGCUAUCAUUCGGACAAAGCGCAAAGCGCGGGAGCCCAAAGCCUGUUACCCAUGUCACGCGCGAAAGGUUAAAUGCGAUCGUAACCUACCAUGCGAUGGUUGUGUCAAGCGCGAUCAUGCAGAUCUCUGUUCCUACGAACGACCGUCCAAGAAACGCCCGCAGGCCUUCCACGAGAGCCCUGUUGGCGGUGCAUCAGCAAGCUCGGCAUUAGAACAGCCCGCUCUUUACAGUCACGAUGAUAAUUCGACACACGUUAAUUCCGAACCUAUUCCCGCGUACUCCAAUCGGGCAAAUGGCGUAAGCUCGGGGGGCCGUGUGUCCAUCGCGCGGGAGGAAUGGGAUAAUGUGCGCAACCGACUCCGGGAAAUGGAAUCCACCAUUUCGUCACUGCGUGUGGGACUCGAGCGUGCUGAAGAGGGGCCGGCUGUGGCACUGGAAACCGGGAGUGUGCAGAGCGGGGACACGAGUUCCCGAUCCAAAGGCAACUCUCCAGAACGCGAAGGUAUACACGCUGCAAAUACUCUUGGCAAAGGCACGGUUCAUCUGGGAUCGCGCUCAGUCUUGGCUUACAUUUUGAACAACAAGUCGGGUUCGGAUCAGUUGCAGGCCCUUUUGGAAGGAGGUAUACUACCCAAGUUGGGUCUGGACAACGAAUCUGCCACUUAUCCAUUUGUUGACCUAUGGUCAUCCGAUAUGUCAACAUUUGACAUCAGUGCUGUAUGCAGCGCCCUACCGACUGAUCAGCAAUGUAGAGAAUUCUUCUUUUGCUAUAAAGAUAUUGCAGGAGCUAUCUAUCCUGUUCUUGAAGAUAUUCAUGAAUUUGAGAAUAGUCUGAGGCUCCUUUUGCAGAACAGAACAGCCUCCGGAGGAGUCUAUCGAGAGGAUGCCAACGAAGCGCAGAAUCCUUUCGGAGUGAGCAUUGCUUAUCUGGGUCUACUGUUUGCUGUUUUGGCAUCAGGCUGCCAGUCAUCCGACCUUGGAAGCAAAGAACGAGAGCUUACAUCUCAAGUCUAUGUGUGUUGUUCUUACCAAUGCCUUCGCAUGACCAACUUUUUGUCUCAGCCGACCAUUGAGGCAAUUCAAACACUCCUUGUUAUUGGAAAUGUCUUGUCUUACAAUAUGAACCCCGGAAUCUCAUAUGUUCUACUGGGCAUGACCCUUCGCAUGGGGCUAGCACUGGGGUUGCACGUUGAAUCAAGCAGAUUUUCGCCAUUGGAGCGGUACCGUAGACGACAUGUCUGGUGGUCCAUGGCUUGGCAAGACAGCCAUUUUUCUCUUUCCUACGAUCGACCUUCCACUACUGCAGUCAGUCAGCCAGACAUUGCAUACCGUGAAGGCUCGAAGCCAGGCGAUCUGUCGUACUUUGAAACCCUCUGUCGUGUAAUAUCUCUCGCUCUUGAGGUUGUGCGCAUUCGGAUGCUCAGCCCACAUUCGCAAAUGAGCUUCGAAUCCAUUCAAGGGUAUAAGGAAAGAAUCAAGAGGAUCAUGGUUGAAGCAAAGCCUCACUUGCGAGAUGCGAAGUGGUGCUCUAGUUCGCCAGAGCAUCUUGAACGAGUUGUGCUCAAAUUACACUCGUCAUACAUCUCGUCGGAACUCUGCCGACCAUCGCUCAAGCCAUCUGUUGACUCGAAUGAUCCUGAUACCUCAAGCAUGCGUGGGGACUGUGUAUCAAACCUCAUGACGACUGUCGAAGCUUAUAUCGAAAUGCACAACAUCAGCUCCCAUGCAUCACGAUCAUGGAUCGCCUUGCAACGAGCUAUCAGCUCAGCUUUUCUUCUUGCAGUGAUCGAGGAAGCAAAAUCUGAACCGAAAGUUUGGAUUCUUUUGCGCCAACUAGAGAGCAUAAUUGCUCAACGUGCUAGUAACGAGCGCGCAUAUGAUACUGAGGAUGUUACUGGCACCGCGAGCGCCAUGACUUCCCCUCCUCAAGGCAUGGGAAGCUAUGACCCAAUCACUGGGGCUUUGAACUCGUCUAGCAUGGAUCCGACUUCGCCUGCAGUGACUGCAGAUAAUCAGACGCAAUGGGCCAAAUCUUUGGCCAAAACACAUCGAGCGCUACAGAAGCUUCUCAAUGCCUUUGGAAAUCAUCAAACGCGUGGAUCUGCUGGACGUAGUCCGGCAUAUAUUCAGUCUAAUCCGAAUGCGACAGCCGCAUCAGCAUCAACGGCUGUAUUUGUUCCUCCUGUUUCGACGGCGAUGACUCCUAGUGUUGGAUCCCUUCCACCUCCUACCCCGGAAAGCUCUGGUAGUGGUGAAUGGACAAUUCCUAACAUCUUGGAUCGCGCACAAGAGUAUAUUCAUCCGCCGCUAUGGGGCUAA
Penicillium macrosclerotiorum is the source of this 2418-nucleotide messenger RNA. Its product is annotated as putative C6 transcription factor. Gene Ontology annotation, biological process: DNA-templated transcription; regulation of DNA-templated transcription. Bases 1 to 2418 code for a protein of 805 amino acids. Lineage: Eukaryota; Fungi; Ascomycota; Eurotiomycetes; Eurotiales; Aspergillaceae. The transcript is spliced from 4 exons. The record is from RefSeq and is a predicted model, not a curated record. Gene Ontology annotation, molecular function: DNA-binding transcription factor activity, RNA polymerase II-specific; DNA binding; carboxy-lyase activity.